GAAAAAAAAAUAGAACAUUCGUGUGUAUUCCUUCUUUCCUUUGAAAUUAAUCCCUUUUCUUCUUCUAUUUUCAACGACGGCAAAAGCAAAAGCGACCACACAAAAAACUUACUUUCUCACUUCAACCAAUUACGUGCAAGGCACAAUCUGACAGUUCGUCUCUGACUUUUGAACAGGAAGGUUGUUAAAUAAGUGAAAUAAAAGUGUUCGCGGUGAAAACAGUGUCGUUAUUUACAAAAAAAAAAAAAUUGUGUGUGUGCUAUCUCCUCAACAAAUAUCCAGCGCAUUGACUGAUUGGUUUUGUCAAUUGAAUUCUGGAGCCAAGUUUAAAUUCUUUGCCGACGGUCACAUGUAAACUUUGGCAAUUGGGCUUGUUGGCACAUUUAAAUCGAAGUAGAACGUUAACUUUUGGGGAGGCGAGAGAGAGUGGAGCAGAUUACACACAGAAGCAGCAUUCGGCGUUUAGCCGUGAUUGGAAUCAAUUGGUGGGGAUAUUUGCAAAAAAUAAAACACCCUUUUAGUAUUUGAAAUAAUUGGUCUCAUUAUACCAAACAAAUGACCUGAUCACAGGAUCACUUGGACCGAGAGCGAGGGAGUAAGCACUCAAUUAAAAAGGAAUCGAGGAUAAACAUAAUUACAUUAUUUUAUUUUUAAAGAAUGACAAUAAUAUUAUUUCUGGUCGACACAUCGUCGUCUAUGUGUCAAAAGGCUUAUGUUAAUGGAGUACAAAAAAGCUAUCUAGACAUUGCCAAAGGAGCAGUGGAGACGUUUCUUAAAUUUCGACAGCGAACCCAAGACUGCCUUGGUGAUCGUUAUAUGCUACUAACUUUCGAAGAACCACCGGCCAAUGUUAAAGCCGGAUGGAAAGAAAAUCAUGCAACCUUCAUGAAUGAGCUUAAAAACCUACAAAGCAAUGGGCUAACUUCAAUGGGCGAAUCUCUUAAGAAUGCAUUUGAUUUGCUAAAUCUAAACCGCAUGCAAUCGGGUAUUGAUACCUAUGGACAAGGGCGGUGCCCAUUCUACCUUGAACCUUCAGUAAUUAUUGUCAUCACCGAUGGCGGAAAGUAUUCCUUCCGCAAUGGCGUUCACCAAGAUAUAAUUUUGCCUCUGAACUCACAAAUUCCUGGAACGAAAUUUACCAAGGAACCAUUCCGUUGGGAUCAGCGACUGUUUUCUCUUGUUCUGCGAAUGUCGGGAAAUAAAAUCGAUGAACGUGUAGAUGGCAAAGUACCACAUGACGACUCACCCAUAGAAAGAAUGUGUGAAGUAACUGGAGGGCGGUCAUAUCGCGUGAAAUCACAUUAUGUACUAAAUCAGUGCAUAGAGAGCCUUGUGCAGAAAGUACAACCUGGGGUUGUGCUGCACUUUGACCAAAUGCUCUUAAAAGACCUCAAAGAUGGAGAAGUUCAAGAUAUUGCAUUUCAAACAACCAAAAAGAUGAUAUACGUGCAGAAGCAUAUUUCGCAAAAAACAUUUCCAGUUGGAUUUUGGCCGCUACCAGAACCCUAUUGGCCAGAUCCAAAAUCUGCAACACUUCCACCAAGAGAUGCACAUCCAAAGCUUAGAAUUGUUACUCCAUGUGUCGAUGAACCUCAAAUGGUUAGAAAUUUUCCAGUGGAUAAGUACGAAGUCGAAGCUAGUCCGCUUACACUACAAAUUUUAUCAAAACGAGAAAUGAACAAAUGCUGGCCAGUGAUCAUAUCAAAUGGAAUGCAUGGAUUUGAGGUUCCUUUUGGCUAUCUUAAGGCAAGUCCAAAUUUUGCUCAGGUUCAUCUGUAUGUUUUAGCAUACAAUUACCCGGCGUUACUUCCACUUUUGCAUGAUCUCAUUCAUAAGUACAAUAUGAGUCCACCGAAUGAUUUGAUGUACAAGUUUAAUGCGUACGUACGGUUGAUACCACCAUACUACUGCCCGUUCCUGAGACGAGCUCUUUUGAACAUAAACGUUCCAUAUCCUUUGUUGCAAUUUUUAUUGCCCGAAAACGCAGAUAAUUAUUUGAGUCCAAAUAUUGCAAACCAGUUGAAGCACAUUAAAAAUACCGCAAAGCAGGAUCAAGAGAACCUGUGUCAAAAGGUCCUCAGGCAAUUGCGACAGCCUAGACCGCCGUAUUGGCAAAUUGAAAGAGCGCGUUUGAUAGUUGGGCCACCGAUGAGAAGGGAUUUGGUGCGAAAUCCUCUUCUACGAGAUACGUUUAGCAAAUUGCACAGUGAAAUCGAACCAAUUGAAAAUUACACGAUUGUUGUGCCAUCGAUGGUUAGACAACCGCCAGCGAAAAAUUAUCGUAAUCCAUUCGACAUCCCACGAAGGGAUCUUAUAGAUGAGAUAUCAAAAAUGCGAGACAACUUCUUGAGGUCAUCUACUGCAAAUGGCAUUGGAUUGGUGAAUAAAGACUCAGGACAUUGUCUGCCAAUUUCUGAAAUGGGCAACUACCAGGAGUAUCUGAAGAACAAAGACAACCCACUGCGUGAAAUCGAACCGACAAACGUUCGGCAACAUAUGUUUGGUAAUCCAUAUAAGAAAGACAAACACAUGGUUAUGGUAGAUGAGGCGGAUCUUGGAGAAGUGGCUCCAAUUAAAAGUCCAAAUGCCCAAAAUGCACAAUCAAAAAAGCAACUUGAACUAGGAAGUAGAUCGAGAAAGCGAAAAGCAGGACCAAUUCGAAGGGAUUUCAUAUUUCGACGUACAUCGACUGAUUCGCGGCCAAGCACGCCAUCGAUAGCAUCCUCUACAUCGUCAUGCAAAGGAGGAUUCGAUUCGGACACAGAUGACAGCAUGUCGGACACUUCCUCUGUUAUUUCUUCAGAUGACGGCGAUCCGGAUAGAUUGAGUUCGUUUGAGUUUAAUGAACCUCUAGACGAAUUUCCCAUUAAUGGACAUGUUAGAAAUUUUAUCAAUGGAGUUACAGACGACAUAGAAGAAGGCGUUUCAGGAACGGUGCCAGUUCAUUUAUCAACACCUUCGCAUUUAAUAAUGCAAGGAAAUCAUAGCAGCAAUACGAUAGUUAGCAAUAAUAGUUUAACAAGUGCGUUAGGCGGUGUACUUGCUAGUAGUAGUGGGGUGUCCAUAAUUGGAAACGGAAUUCCAAACAACAAUAUCCACAUUCCGAAUCCUUAUACAUCUCCAAUUUUCGUCGAAGCAGCGACGUCCCUUAGUGCAGUGGCAUCUCAUCCACAUCACCAUCACCCGUUUACAGCUGUGGCGGCGCAAUCUGUAGGAGUUUCACCGGUACUAGCAUCAGUUGCCGCUGUUUCUAGUAUUGCAGGAGCCACACUACAACCAACUCCAGCAGCAACAACAAAUGGCCACAAUGAUAUCAAUAGUGAUGCACAGGAAAUCUCUAGAAUUCUUCAACAAUGUCACAACGGCAGUAGUAGCAGUUGUGGAGUCGUUGUACCAACUUCUUCUGAAACCUUUAUUAAUAAACACGAAAUAAUGAUAGCAGAUUCACUUCCUGUCGAUUUUGAUAGCAGUAAACCAUUAGAAGUCGAAGCAGACCAAAAGCCAGGAGUGAGUUCGGCUGCCUACACGACCAACUCUAAUUUCGAUAGUCUUAAAAAAGAAUCACCCGCCUCAUCCGCUGAACCACUGCUAACCAUCGAGCAACGUGAUGCCAUUCGAAGGCAUAAUAUAGAAUUACGAGCGACAAUAUUUCGAGACAUUCGUCGUCCAGGUCGAAAUUAUUCCCAACUUCUGGAGAACCUUAAUCAAAUGAAAGGCGAUAUUGAUACAAAAAACAAGUUCAUACAGAUGUGUGUGACUGAAUCGAAACGCUUUAGGCGCCAACUCAUGGCCAACAGCAUACAAGAUUGGUGGGAUAAACGGGUUAACAAUAAUAGUUUUCUAAUGCAAAAUCCGGCGAUGAGCUCGAGCUAACACCAAGGCUUCUAUUAAAAAUCGCGCCCAUUGUUUUUCAGUUAUAUAUAUUUUUUUUUUCGAUAAAAUACUUUAGAAGUACAUAAAAUAUAAAAAUACUUGUAAUAAUUGUAGUAAGUAGUAGAUGUCUUUUAGUAAUAAGAGUAGUCAUUUAUAUUUUGUUUGCUCUUCGAGAAAAAAAAAAUCAAACGUUAAAUUCUAUUAUUUUUUUGUAAAUAUCGUUACACUGAAAAAAAAAAUAUAUAAUAAUUCUAGAGUUCAGUAUACACAAAAAAAUAAUGUUGAAAAUUAUAGUACUGUCUGUCAUUAAAAAUUUUAUUAUUAUUUUUUAUGAAAUCAGUCUGAAA
This is a messenger RNA of Episyrphus balteatus (marmalade hoverfly), 4220 nucleotides long. RefSeq names its product integrator complex subunit 6 (gene IntS6). The record is from RefSeq and is a predicted model, not a curated record. Lineage: Eukaryota; Metazoa; Arthropoda; Insecta; Diptera; Syrphidae. The coding region runs from base 658 to 3873 and encodes 1071 amino acids. The transcript is spliced from 3 exons. Gene Ontology annotation, cellular component: integrator complex. Gene Ontology annotation, biological process: snRNA 3'-end processing.